Messenger RNA from Crotalus tigris (Tiger rattlesnake), 2165 nucleotides. RefSeq names its product frizzled related protein (gene FRZB). NCBI's taxonomy places the organism in Eukaryota, Metazoa, Chordata, Lepidosauria, Squamata, Viperidae. The transcript is spliced from 6 exons. The record is from RefSeq and is a predicted model, not a curated record. Gene Ontology annotation, cellular component: cytoplasm. Gene Ontology annotation, biological process: canonical Wnt signaling pathway; non-canonical Wnt signaling pathway. Gene Ontology annotation, molecular function: Wnt-protein binding. The coding region runs from base 419 to 1378 and encodes 319 amino acids.
GAGGUGGGAAAGGAGUGAAAAAGCAGCGGCGCGAUCCAGUCACACAUCAGCGAAGCCGGGCUUGAAGGACCUGAGCUCGCUGAGCGGCGCGACUGGUCUCCCGUCUCCCUCGGGAAACUUCUUUCCUCGACCUCGCGCCUCUCCCGCACCGGCGCAACUUCUUUUUCCCUCUUGCCUCUCUAGCCUGCUGCUCCGCUCUGCCCGAGCCGGAUACUCUCUGAAGGAGGCUGUGCGGAAAAGGUGGGAGAGGCUCCCCGGCCAGUUUUCGGCCCCGCAGCUGCGGCCAGACUAUUUGUAGGAGUCGCCCACAGAGGGGUUCCCGAGCAGUCGGGGGCGGUCCACCCUCCUCCGCCGGGAAGAAAGCGGGCUUCGCCAAGGAUAGAGAUUGUCGCUGGGUUGCGGCCACAGCUCUGAGAAGAUGCUGCUGCUGCUGCCGCCUCCGCCCGUUCUGUUGCUUGCCCUGGCCGGGCUGCUGGCUUCCUGGGCGCCGGGGGCGCGGGGCGCGGCGUGCGAGCCGGUGCGCAUCCCGCUCUGCAAGUCUCUGCCCUGGAAUAUGACCAAGAUGCCCAACCACCUGCACCACAGCACGCAGGCCAAUGCCAUCCUGGCCAUGGAGCAGUUCGAGGGGCUGCUGGGCAUCCACUGCAGCCCGGACCUGCUCUUCUUCCUCUGCGCCAUGUACGCGCCCAUCUGCACCCUCGACUUCCAGCACGAGCCCAUCAAGCCUUGCAAAUCCGUCUGCGAGAGGGCCCGGACGGGCUGCGAACCGGUCCUCAUCAAGUACGGCCACGCCUGGCCGGACAGCCUGGCCUGCGACGAGCUGCCUGUUUACGACCGAGGGGUCUGCAUUUCCCCCGAGGCGAUUGUCACUGCCGAAGGAUCCGAUUUCCCUAUGGAUUCUAAUAAUGGGAACUGUAGAGGCACCAAUGCCGAGCGCUGCAAAUGCAAGCCUAUAAAAGCUACCCAGAAGACCUACCUUCGGAACAAUUACAACUAUGUUAUUCGGGCUAAAGUUAAGGAGGUAAAGACCAAAUGUCAUGAUGUCACUGCAGUGGUCGAAGUGAAAGAAAUUCUAAAAUCUUCCUUGGUGAACAUUCCUAGGGACACAGUCAAUUUAUAUACAAACUCUGGCUGUCUUUGCCCACCACUUAACGCUAAUGAAGAAUAUAUCAUCAUGGGCUAUGAAGAUGAGGAACGUUCUAGACUACUCUUAGUGGAAGGCUCCAUAGCUGAGAAAUGGAAGGAUCGUCUCGGUAAAAAAGUGAAGCGCUGGGACCAGAAACUCCGCCAUCCUGUCAAAGGCAGAAGUGAACCUGGACAGAGUGAUUCUGCUCCCAAAUCUGGGAGAAGCACCAAUCCACGACAAAGGCGCAACUGAGAUGGAAAAUACCUUGAGGCCAAAACUAAUCCAUGGACUUGUAUAAAUUAAAAAGACUUGCCUUCUUGAAGCAGCAAAACAGAAAUUGCACUAUUGCACGUUGCCUUUUAUUGUUUACUAUGAGUUCAUUCUGUAGCCAAUGUUAGUUGUUUUUAUUUUCUUCCCUUCUUGUUUUCUUGCCUCUUGUACUCUUGCAGGAGUACAAACACUUGGAAAAGAAAGGUAUGUUACAUUCACAAACAUCUAUCUGUGAAUUACAUUGACAAACAUUUUUCUUUAUUUGAAUGGCUAAAUUGAUUUUUAUUAGAUGCUCAUGAUAAUUGUUUGUAUACAGUUAUUACAGGCUAGAAAUCCACAAAUACUUCCUAUAGAUGCAGAAACAAGUUGCCUGAAAGGACAUUUAAAAAAAACAACUCAGCAAAUCCCACAAUUCUUUGGUUUUAUUGGGGAAGAAACAUAAUCCAAAUUACCUAGUAGUUAUAAAGAAGAAUGAGAUGAAUUUGAAGAAUAUCAGGGCCCCAUAUAUUAAGAAAAAAUAAUUUCUAAUAGAAAUAAGCAUCAAAAGGCAAAUGAGUUCUAAAAGUUAUCUGGCAAACACUAACUAUUUUUGCAAUUGGCAAGUGGAAAAUCCAUCAAUUUUAAGAAUUUGCCCUCCUCUCCUUACUAGUAGUAAUAGUAGUAAAGUUGGGAGGGAUCUUGGAGGUCAUCUAGUCCAACCCCCUGCUCAGGCAGGAAACCCUACACCAUUUCGGACAAAUGGCUGUCCAGUCUCUUCUUAAAUACUUCC